Molecule: messenger RNA, 2223 nt
Organism: Perca fluviatilis (European perch)
Lineage: Eukaryota; Metazoa; Chordata; Actinopteri; Perciformes; Percidae
Exons: 5
Coding region: 73-1338 (421 amino acids)
Source: RefSeq, a predicted model, not a curated record
UCCUGCCCACCACCUGCAGGAGUCUCCACUACAUCAGCUGCACCUACACCGCCUACAUCUAGCACUCUAGCGAUGGAGGAAGACAAGGAGUUGGAGAGGGGGAUGCUGAAUCUGUCUCCCUGUAAAUUUGCCACUGAACUAAGGCCAGCAGCAGCAGUCUCCAGAGCCCUGGCUGUGUCUCCACCAACAGGUUUUUCUCCAGCACCGUCUGUCCCUUUAGAUGUCCCACACCAGCCUGCAGCCUCUGUCCCUGGCUAUGCUCAGGAUGUAGCGCAGUGGAACUGCUCCCACCAGCAGAAAAUUUGGAUGAAGACUGAGCUGGAGGCGUUGGGUCUGUGGCCAGGGUCACGUCCUGUUCGUCAUCCUAUGAACAUGCUGUCACUGUGGCGUAAUCCACCUCAGCCUGAGCUCAUAGACUCAAUCUCUGAGCUGCCGUCACCUAAAUACUGUCAGCUUCAUCCUUUUUUCAUUUGGAAGCCGGAGCACACAAUCAUGGAGAGGGUAAGGAACAAUUACAUCUUGCCCUGCCUUCAUGAUUGUCCCAACCCUCAGGUAGCUUCUUCCGGCGUUGGAAGGCCAAGGGUUAUUAUUGGCACCAGCGGCCAGUACUAUAUUUUAGCCUCUCGGCUCACCUGCAAGGCCUGUAGGAAGUACUGGCAUGCUGACAAGACCCAGUGGCUGGAGAAGCUACCGGAGCACUUCAGCAACAUUGUUCCGGCUUUCCUUACCCACAAAAAGGCCAUCUGCAAAUCUGUAAUGGAUGAGAUGAGGCGCAGCGGCAGAUCACCGGAGGACAUGGCUAAGCAGCUGACGGAGGCACUCCACCUUAAAUAUGAGAGAGCUCACCUGGCCUACCUGCUCAGUGUACAGAACGUCAGGGAUGCUGAGGCAGGAGUUUACGGCCAGAGAACCAUCACUGGGCUUCUCAGACAGGCAGACACUCAGGCUCCAUUCGGUGGAUACUCCGUUGCUGACGGCUGGUGUGGAGUGUCUAUUUCUUCUCACUACCUGGUCGACUGCCUGGUCCGUGAGUUUCAACGGCAGGAGCAGCUCCUCACUCUCUUGCUACAGGGAACCUUUGGACAAGUACUCAGGGACUGCUGUGCUGCCUUCGAGGUCCUGGACCCUGGUCAUCAGGAGCACCUGCUGUGGGACUGCUGGAGGACGUCAGAGGCCACCGUGGCGAAGGCGACCUCUGGCAACCUGGCCAACAACAGUGCCUCGAGGAGCAAGUUUAACAAAGACAUUGCCAUCGAGUUAGACUUGUUUCACUGCAUGAGGCGCUUUACCAGGGAGUGUGUGUCUGAACAUCAGCCUCUGUUCAGCUCCUUCUGCUAGUUCCUCUGCAGCAUUUGUUGUGGUGGACCAGAGGGAUCUACAAAGGCUCACAGAGGCAUACACCUUCUGUGGAAUCUCUCCUGCAAAUCCGACAAAGCAGCACAUAAGAGAGCACUGCAGGACAAAGGUGCCACAGCCGAGGGAGCUGCUGCAGAGGGUUGAAGAUAUGUUGCACCACUUCUACCUGGCAAAGGACGCCAAUGAUGUGCCCCUGUUUAAGGCCUCCAUGCUGAAGUUGUGGAGGAUCCAACGCGUCCACAUCCUGAGAGGCUGCCUGAGCGACCCUGACGUGGGGGAGGGAAUUCUGUACAGGUAUGGUGGCACCUCAACUACAACAAGGGUGCAGGAGCCGCUGUACCUGUUACGAUUCCAGUGAGAGGCACCUCUCAGCAGGAGGGCUUCCACUAAGCCCAGUUGGUGACAGGCAACCAGGUGUCCUGUGAACUUUUCCAGGCCCAGGCAAUGACUGGAGUGGUGCGGUGGAACUUCCAGAGGCUGGUGGACCUGAAACAGCCUGGAGCUGCCAGCUGUGUUCGACUCCCUGUUAAUUUCAGGACUGAACACAGCCUCUGUCAAGGUGACAGGCCAAGCUAAAUAUCCCAGGCUGCAAAAUACAAACAGGGACACAGGGGAGAGAUUUGGACUGCAGUUUGUGGAGCCAGGUUGUCGUCCUGUUGUGUUGAACUGGGACAAGCACAAGGUACAGCCCAACAUCUCAGCUGCUGUAGCCAUGGAGACAGAGGAUCACUGCCCUACUGCUAUGGUGGGCACAGACUCUCAGGAGACCAGUGAUGAGCCAGUUGGAGCGGUGCCCAUCCUAUCUUUCCUGCAGGGCUCUGAAACCGUUUCCCAAUCCCAGCAAUCCCAGCACUGUGUUUAAGCUAA